This is a messenger RNA of Cornus florida, 1415 nucleotides long. RefSeq names its product peroxidase 31-like. Gene Ontology annotation, biological process: hydrogen peroxide catabolic process; response to oxidative stress. The coding region runs from base 70 to 1068 and encodes 332 amino acids. The record is from RefSeq and is a predicted model, not a curated record. NCBI's taxonomy places the organism in Eukaryota, Viridiplantae, Streptophyta, Magnoliopsida, Cornales, Cornaceae. Gene Ontology annotation, molecular function: heme binding; peroxidase activity. The transcript has 2 exons.
UAUCCUCCGUUAAAUCCCUCCCUCACUCACUCUCACUCUCACUCUCCAGUGCUUAGCUCAGACAACACAAUGGCAUUACCGGUUGUCCUUCUCAUCCUCUCUCUCUCCUCUUUCUCUCUCCUCACUCCCACACAAUGCCGUGGACGAUCCCAAAGACUCACCCUCAACUACUACCAAAAAUCAUGCCCUAGAUUCCAACAGAUCAUGCAAGACAUCGUCACCAACAAACAGAUCACCUCCCCCGCCACCGCCCCCGGCGCCCUCCGCCUCUUCUUCCACGACUGCCUCAUUGAGGGCUGCGACGGCUCCGUCCUCGUCUCCUCCACCCCCUUCAACAAAGCCGAGCGCGACUCCGACAUCAACCUCUCCCUCCCUGGCGACGCCUUCGACGUCGUCGUCCGUGCCAAGACCGCCCUCGAGCUCGUCUGCCCCGCUGUCGUCUCCUGCGCUGACAUCCUAGCCGUCGCCACUCGCGAUCUCGUCACCAUGAUGGGAGGACCAUUCUACAAUGUCAAAUUAGGCCGUAGAGAUGGGUUGAUCUCAAAAGCAUCUCACGUCGAAGGGAAUAUUCCGAUGCCCACCAUGUCGAUGACACAACUGAUUCAGAUUUUCGCAUCCAGAAACUUCUCAGUUCAAGAAAUGGUGGCACUGAGUGGUGCUCAUACGAUUGGGUUCUCGCAUUGUAGUGAAUUUAGCAAAAACAUUUACAAUUUCAGCAAGAAAUCGCAAUACGACCCGAGUUAUAAUCCUCGAUACGCACAAGGGCUGAGAAGUGCUUGUGCUGAUUAUCAGAAGAAUUCGAGUGUGUCAGUGUUCAACGAUGUGAUGACUCCGAACAAGUUCGACAAUGUGUACUACCAGAACUUGGGCAAGGGGUUGGGGGUUUUGUCUUCGGAUCACGCAUUGUAUUUGGAUCCCAGGACGAGGCCAUAUGUUGAGAUGUACGCUGGGAAUCAGAAUGCUUUCUUUGAGGCAUUUCGUCGAACGAUUGAGAAGCUGAGUGUCUAUGGUGUCAAGACUGGACGGAGAGGAGAGAUUAGGCGAAGGUGUGAUGCGUUCAACAAUUGAAAAUAGGAGAGGUUGUUACUUAAUGGUGGCUGACCCUUAGGGUGUGACAAAUGAAACCCUUUGAACUCUGGAGUUUGUGACACUAACUAUAGCAAAAUGUGUUGCAAGUGGAGCUUUGAUUAUUAUGAUUGGAGCAGUUGCAAAAUACCUGGAUCUGGAUAUUGAAAGGAAUAAGUAUUGGCUUAGUCUCCUAAAUCAUGAAUCAGAAAAACCCAGGUUUCCCGUGCUCUUCCACAUGCAGGUCUGUAAUGUAUCGUUUAACUGUGCUGAACCCAGAAGUUUAAAGAUUUUCAGAAUAGUUUCUUUACACAUUGGUUAUUAUCAUUCGGGAUGGCUAUUAUGAGUAA